Ostertagia ostertagi is the source of this 768-nucleotide messenger RNA. Lineage: Eukaryota; Metazoa; Nematoda; Chromadorea; Rhabditida; Trichostrongylidae. The record is from the annotation of a GenBank genome assembly.
AUGUUGCCCAUCCUUGGACUGUUCCUGCUGUUCCUUGGAAAUGUCAACGCUCAGGGGAAAGAACCUUUGCCGAAACGGUGCGAAAAGAUCUAUGAGAGGUUCAUUAAGGAGCACACCAGAGGUUUGACUUGGAAUGACGAACUGGCGUCCGAAGCUUUGGAUAUGCUGAUGCGGGGAUAUUCUAUGGACUUUUCAUAUGACUUGAAGCUUCUAGUGUCAGGGACGUUUCCGAAGAGUGAUAAUUCGUCAUUGGAGGACAAGGUUUCUCUCACCUUGGAAAGUGCCAUCUUUACACCAGAAUACAAACGGCUUAAACAACUCGCUUAUGGUACUCUCUACGGAUGUGAAGGUAUCAAUAAGACCAAGGGAGAUGAGGAUGUUCUGAUGAUCUUGUGCCUCUUCAAGAAAUCAAUUGAUCUACCAGCAAGCAUGAGAGCAACGUUCGAGAGACUCAAUAGGAAGUACAACAAAUAUUUGGUGUGGGACGAAGAAAUUGCGAGUGACGCGCUGGAGGAAUCAAAAUCGCCAACCAAAGACAAUACUACCUAUCUGAAACUCAGAGCGAGAAUGGUCUUCCGUAAGGAUGAUUCACAGACCUCUCAGGGAAAAGGUUCGCUUAACCUUCAGAAGGUCAGCCUCCUUCGCAACGGCACACUCUACGGAUGCGAUGGGAUCUACGACACGAAGAGAGAUUACAACCAACCUUAUGUCUGUAGUGUGCCUCUAUCAGAAGAGUUACAUUCAGAACUAUUAGUCCGCUUCUGCUGA